Cryptotermes secundus is the source of this 5315-nucleotide messenger RNA. RefSeq names its product fibroblast growth factor receptor 3. Gene Ontology annotation, biological process: protein phosphorylation; positive regulation of kinase activity; cell surface receptor protein tyrosine kinase signaling pathway. The record is from RefSeq and is a predicted model, not a curated record. Gene Ontology annotation, cellular component: signaling receptor complex. Bases 170 to 3376 code for a protein of 1068 amino acids. Gene Ontology annotation, molecular function: transmembrane receptor protein tyrosine kinase activity; ATP binding. Lineage: Eukaryota; Metazoa; Arthropoda; Insecta; Blattodea; Kalotermitidae. The transcript is spliced from 20 exons.
GGACAUGUCUCGCGGUGCAGCUAGCGCGGUGCGAGCCUCAGUGUCGUGCUUGUGUGCAGUUGCUGAGGAAAGCCACGGAGUCGGGACUCUGGCAGCAACAGUAUCCACCACAUCUCCGCAGUAACCUCAUCCGUGCGACUAGCUGUCCGAUGCAUCGCAGUCUGUGAACAUGGUGACGAGACUUGUGUUGUUGUUGCUGGCGCUGGUGUCGCUGUCCACAGCGGGUCCGCGGUCCUCAAGAAACAAAGAAAUUCAGCUUGAUGGCAGAAAUGAUCUCACAGAGAAACUCGUUGUGGGUGAAAAGUUACGACUGCGUUGUAACUCUGAGGCAAAUAUCACCUGGCACAAGGAUGGCACCAUCUUACGAUCCAGACCACCCCUCCUCAAGAUCACCAGGCAGGCAAUGAAGUUCAAGGCAGUAAAACAUACUGAUGCUGGCAGAUAUGGCUGCUGCAUCCAGCUGGAGAAUGGCACUGAACAGUGUCAUAAUAUCACACUAAUGGUAUAUAAUACAAUUGCACACGCUGACUUUCUCCAAGAUGUGGCAGCAGCACAUGUUCAGGGAAUGAUUGAGCAGCGGGAAGAUCUGCCCACAGGUGGAGACAGCUACAAUUACGAGAUUGAUCCUGUGAGGCAACUGAAUGAUGCAGACGUAAUGCUCAGAGCAAACCUGACGUCCAUGUCCCUUGUACAUGAGCUUGAAGAAGCCCCAGACAGUGAGAAUACCCAUGUAGCAGGAGUAUACAAUGAGACAUUGCCUCAAAUGGCACCCCACUUUGUGAAACCAAACAUCAUGAAACAUGAGGUGAAGAAAUAUGCUGGAAGUACAGUGGUUCUCAGCUGUCCUGCCAAAGGAAACCCAGAACCAAACAUUACUUGGACCAAGGACAGAAAUAUCCUGAGUAACCACCAUUAUGGUCAGUGGUCUCUUAGAAUUGAAGACACUGUUUUAUAUGACUCUGGAAAUUAUUCAUGCUUUAUCUGCAACGUCAUUGGCUGCAUUAACUUCACGUUUGAAGUGGACAUUAUUGACCAUCAUCUCCAAAAACCAAAUCUAACAGAAAUUCCACAAAACUCAACUGUCAUGGUGGGCCACAGCGUUUCAUUUCAUUGUGAAGGUAUAUCUGGACCAUCAGAUGUUACAUGGUUUCAGGGGUAUUUCACCUCCCACGUUGAUGCAAAGUUCAGAAUACAUACUGACACUCCAGAAAUUCUAACUCUUAGAAAUGUGACACAUGAAGAUGCGGGUUGGUACACCUGUGUUGCCAACAACGCCUUUGGGAUUACAUUUGCCAGUGCUUAUCUUCGUGUUGUUGACAUUCCAGAUAAUCUCACGCCAGUAUCUCACUUGAAUGACCAAGAAGAUUCACAUGAUACUGAGACUAACAGAGUAGCAGGGGAGUAUAAUGAGACAGUGCCUCAAAUGCCACCCCGCUUCACCAAGCCGGGAAACAUGAACCGCAUGAUCGCAAAGCCAGCUGGGAACAUGCUGCGCCUCAAGUGCCCUGCAGAAGGAAACCCAGAGCCCAACAUCACUUGGACAAAGGAUGGAGCACCUCCUUAUCGCCAUUUAUACAGCAUCCGUAAUGGUCGCUGGUCUCUUAUACUGGAGGACUUGGUGGUAUCAGACUCUGGAAACUACACAUGCAUAGUCUGCAAUUUGUGUGGCUGCAUUAACUUCACAUACAAAGUGGAUAUCAUUGAGCGAUACCCUCACAAACCAUAUGUGAAGGAAGAUUAUCCACGCAAUGUGACGGCUCGGGUGAACACAACAGUGAUGUUUAACUGCCCCACAUAUUCUGACCUUGAGCCUCACAUACAGUGGAUAAAGAUGCCUCACAUGUUUGAAGAAGGAACAGAUCCUAUGGAAGACAAUAGCACUCUCCUUGUACAGUCCAGUCUUUCAACUGAUCGUCCAGAAGAACUGGUGCUUAGUAACGUAUCAUAUGAAGAUGAGGGGUGGUACACCUGCAUCGCUGGAAACAGCCUCGGAAUGACAUAUGCCAGUGCAUAUCUACAUGUUGUGGACAGUCUAGAAGACGACCCCCCACAGAUACCGAAGCUGCAGCCGACACUAGUGAAUAUCGUCGCAGUAGUGCUGUGCACACUCUUUCUGGCCGGAGUGGUGAUCAUGAUUGCCAUAUUCCACAGACUGAAGAUCAAGAGAGAGAAGAUGAAAAAGCUCCUUGCCAUCGAGACAGCACGAGCAGCGGUGGUCACCCAAUGGACCAAGAAAGUGAUUGUGGAGAAACAGAAUCUUGCUAAUGCUCAGAACACACAAGAACCACUCCUGAUGCCAAUAGUGAAAAUUGAGAAGCAGAAGUCGCACAGUCAGAUGGGAACUACAUCUUCAGGUUCAGACCUCGUGAUCUCAGAGUAUGAGUUGCCACUUGACACAGAGUGGGAAAUACGCCGAGACAUGCUCACAAUGGGCAAGUCUCUGGGUGAGGGAGCUUUUGGCAAGGUCAUAAAAGCAGAGGGCCAGGGUAUAGUUAAACAAGGAGUCGGCACCACUGUUGCAGUUAAGAUGCUUAAAGAGGGCCACACGGAUACAGAAAUGAUGGAUCUGGUAUCAGAAAUGGAGAUGAUGAAGAUGAUUGGCAAACAUAUCAACAUUAUCAACCUUCUGGGCUGCUGCACGCAGGAUGGACCACUGUAUGUUGUAGUGGAGUAUGCCCCACAUGGAAACUUGAGGGACUUCCUGCGUCAGCACCGACCCUCUUCUGGUUAUGAGCCUGCCAUUGGUACAGACCUCAAGGAGAAGAAGACACUAACACAAAAAGAUCUUGUCUCUUUUGCCUACCAAGUUGCCCGUGGCAUGGAGUACCUUGCCUCACGGAGAUGUAUCCACCGUGACCUGGCUGCUCGUAAUGUGUUGGUGAGCGAUGAUUAUGUUCUGAAGAUUGCUGACUUUGGUCUUGCAAGAGACAUCCACUGUCAUGAUUACUACCGCAAAACCACAGAUGGUCGAUUGCCUGUGAAAUGGAUGGCUCCUGAGGCCCUGUUCCACCGUGUUUACACAACACAGUCAGACGUGUGGUCAUAUGGCAUCCUGCUAUGGGAGAUCAUGACACUAGGUGGCACCCCAUAUCCGUCAGUGCCAAGCGUUGAGAAGUUGUUCCAGUUGCUUCGCAGUGGACACCGAAUGGAGAAGCCACCCUGCUGUUCUCUUGAAAUUUAUAUGUUAAUGCGUGACUGCUGGAGCUACCAACCAAAUGAGAGGCCCAUGUUUGGAGAACUUGUUGAAGACUUGGAUCGCAUUCUCACCAUCACUGCCAAUGAAGAGUAUUUGGACCUGGGUCUUCCCCAGCUUGAUACACCACCGUCCAGCCAGGAAUCCAGUGAUGAUGAGGAAGCAUUUCCAUACCUCUUGUAGCAGGAACACAGAUGAGGGAACUUGUCUUGAGGUUUCUCUCUCAUCAGAUUCUUGAAGCAAGAGAAUGUUUUACAUAUAUGCUUCAUGUUGGGACUUGUGAGAACAUCCCUUUGGCUGCUCUCUCUGAGCAUCUUACACACAUUUGUUAGUUGAGUGAGUGUUUGUGCAUACUGAAGAUGAAUCAUUCUCACCGUGGCUGAAAGAAACUUCCUCUAGUGUUUGUCACUGGUCAGUACAUCUAACUAGUCAUAUAGGAGACAUGAGGCACAUUUUGAGUGGACUGGACUGUGCUUACAUUGCAAGGAAGAGUGCCUCAGGAAAUAUUUAUGCCUAUAUUUUUUUAAAGAGUACAAAGUGUUAUAAGUUAUGGACUCUCGUCUUCUUCAAUCCAUAUUUAUGCCUUACAGUCACAAUAUGAGUUUUGUAAAUCUGCAUUAUGGCUUUUCUAUAUAUUAAGACUAAUGUCCAUUUAAGAUCUGUUCACUUGUUUUUAGAGAAGUGAUUGUUCAUGACAUGGAUCAUAUAACACCAAAAUGGAUGUAAAUGUUACCAGGUUUUCUCAAAACAUAAUUAAUUAUAACUAAUUUGAUAAUAUUAAAUGUCUGUCUUGUUCAGAUAUUUAAAGGCAAGAGGGUUCAUUAGUUGAAAAUUAACCCCUAACUUUGUACACUACACUGUCAUCAGCACAUUUAUGUUCUUAUAACAAAAUUGUGCUGAUGGCAAUAUGUUUUUUGUGGAAUCAUGACGGGAACCACUAGAACUUGAGAUCAUGAGCAUAGAAACAGAUGUCCCAGCAAGCAGAAGAUGCAGUCUUUGUUGUAUUGUUAACAGGACUACAUAAAGCAACCUUUACAUUAUCAUUAUCAUUUAUAAAUAUAACAUUUGCAAAUUAAUUAUAAUGUGUAAAAAUUAUAAUUUGAAAUUAAUCUUACUGCAACAUUGACCCCUCCUUCUUUCAAAUGCAUUUUGCUUGGUGUCCCCACACGUAACGUAGCAUAACAAUAAUGUGAUUACGUAAUGAUAACUCUCUAGACCUCUAUUUUGGAGGCGCUCAAUUUGAAUUAUGGUCAUGCACUGGCUAUCCUGACUUUAUGUUCUUGUGGGUUUCCUCAGUCCCAAUUGGUAGCCUAAAUGUCAGAAUAGUAUCAUGAAAAGCCACAACCACUUCCAUUUAACUUAUUUCUAAUUCAUUAUUCAGCACUGUUUAGUCUGAAAUACUGAUGCCAUAAAAUAAACCACCAGGAAGUACCACUAAGCAUAACAGAAACACUGAAUAGUAACAUUUCAAGAUGGACCACAGCAAAGUUGUCUUCAGCCUAUAAUGUAAGCAGAGUGUAAAAUAUUCCUUAACAAAGAUAUGUGGCAGGCCAUAACAUUUAUCAUCUGUGCAACAUAACUAUUAUGCAUGCAUGGGUCCAGUGUUGCACUGAUUAGGAUACCAUUGUUCCCAAGUUAGUCUGGUCAUAAGCACCAUAGUAGCGGGAGAUUGAAAUCCUCUCUUCCUAGACAGUAGAGGUCAACGUUUACACAGUCAUCUUCUACUUGUUGCAGCAGCCCUGUUUUCACAAAGUUCAAAGAAAUUUAUGGGAAGUUCUGUCACUGGAUUUCUAAUACCCUGUCACUCUUAUUAUUAUUAAGAAAUUUCCCUAUACCUUCAUCACUACUGCUGCAUGCUUCCUUUAGAGCUUGAGGAGCAGCCAUAUAGCGAACAGUGGGUAAUACAUUGAGAAGGGUGUGGUGAUUUUCUUACAAAUCAUUAAUCAUCCAGUUAUUUGAUGCUUUAUAUCAUUGAUACUGACAGUGUCAUUGCAUAACCAACUAAGAAAAUAUAUCAUGUCUCUUGAGAGAAAACAAAUUGGCAGCCUAUAACAUGUUUUUACAUACACAUUAUUUUCUGUAAAACCAAAGCGCUAAAAAAAUAAAUGAACAUAAUUAUGUA